GAUUCAAAACUCGAGGCGCCCCCGCCGCUGCUGAGGCAUUGAAAGCGGCAGUUGUCGAGUGAAGCCUGUGAGGAGUUUUAUGCAGCGUGUGUCUGUGGGGGACAUAAGAGCGCCGGAGGACUUCAGAGGCUUGGUCGAUUUCCCAGAACGCUGUAAGGAUUUUUUUCAGUAUGGAUGUGACAGGAAGCUUCUUCAACAAACUACGGACUUUAGCAGCCACUUUGGAGAAACAGGCUGAGCAGCUAAAGCAGGUUUUUCAAGGUGAUGGCACAGAAUUGGAAGAUGAUUCUCCAAUGAGAUAUUUACAUGAAUUACACUCUGAAGUCAGGACAUUAAAGGGAGAUGCUGAUAAAACUCUUUGUAUAAGUUCUUCAGAAAGAGGUAGUACUUAUGACUUCAUAAAGGCCAGUAAGGUUCUGAUGAAAAGGAAUGCAGCAAAUCUUGGAGAACUAAGAGAUAUGUUCCAGAAAUACGGUUACAAACCAGUUGUCAGUAAGAAUACAGCAACAAAGGAUGAAGCUGAAAUCAACCCUACAUCUGUCACAAUUGAUCACGAGAAGACAAAAGACUUUGUUUGUCCUGGAAAAUCAUCUGGACCUUAUAGUCCACAGCAAAUUCCCCAGCUUUCAGAUUUUGGGCUUUCAAAAUAUGCUCUCCCAAGUACUACAGGAACAAUGCAUAUUGAACCCCAAGGAGGUACACAAAAGGAAGAACCACGAGGGGAUGUUUCGGGAUGCUUAUCACCAAAGGGAGAAAACUUCCAUAUGCAUGGACGUGACCUGUGUUUGAAUGAUGAAACCACAAGCUUAAUGGAAGAUCAAACAAUCUUCCUGCUAAAUAAUGCAAAAAACAUCAGGCAAAAUAAUAAGUUGAGUGGAUCAAUGGUGAUUUCAGCAGCAAACAAGAAUCUGGAUACACCUAAGCAAACAAACAAGUUAUGUGAUAAUGAUUAUAUGGCUUCACCUGCAGCACCUGAGUUUUGCACACCUGGUGUGAAAAUUCCCCACAGGAAGAAAAUUGUUUUACCCAAAUCCUCAGAGGGUAAUCAUAUGGAUGCAUCUGAUCAUGUGACAGGAAAGUCUCUAACUGAAUCACUGAAUCUGACUGAAUCACAAGCUAUGAAAACAGGACAUAAAAAAACCACUGUAUCACCAAAUAAUUGUCUGGAAUGUAUUGAAGAAUCUUGCCCUCCAGCAAUAUCAGAUUACACCAACCUCAGCAGUACUCCACCACCACCUCCUGAAAUAACUGUGAUUCCAGACCAGAUUUUUCAGAUUCUAUCUAAGUACAAUCCAAAAGCAGGAGCAGCCAGGGCUGUGGAGAAGCAGGCAAAUGAAGGAAUUGCUACACGGACUGAAAGAGCACUUCUUCUUGACAUUGGGAACAAAGAAAAUCGGAAAUAUUAUGGAUGAAAUGAACACAAGAUCUCCCUGGUUUUUGUUGGGACUGCUAUACUGAAGAUUGUUUUUAAGAGCAAUGUAACUGAAUAGGUAGAGGGAACUACCAUAGAACAUAUCUUCAUUUGACUGCUAUUAGGGAUGUGCCAUUCACAUCCCUAAAUUCUGUGGCCUAGAUAAGCCUAGGUCUACCUAAGCUUCCUGUUGAGAAGGGAAGUUUCCAGGUGGCACGGGGGCAGCUUCCUUUCUGAACAGAAAGACUGGGCAUGGCUAAAACAUAAAGCUUUCAAGCUUUCUCUCAGGUGAGCCACAUUUACACUUCUAUCUCUUAGAACUCUCAGAACUAUAGGAUUUAUAAUGCAGAAAUUCCAAAUGGCACAUUGCCAACUUCUACAUCUUUCUAAAUGAUUUGAUAGCAGAUAAAAUGUUUUACUGAAUCUAUUAACACCAAAUGCUAAAAUUUAAUAAUGUGUCUAUUAUAAAUGGUUGCAGUGCUUCUAUACAGUCUGUAGCGUUAUACUGACAGAAGAUAAAGUGGCAUGCUUGUAGUUUGCUGCAUCAUCUGAAGUCAUUGUCAAUUGGUUUCCAAACUCUUGCAAAAAGUUACAAGUAGUAAUUAUAGUGUAAUUUUGAAAACAUCUACCAUAUAACAAAAGUUCUGUACAUUAUCAGCUAAAGGGAAAAUAAACUGUAUUGCUAGAAGCCUUGAAAGCAAUAUUUUUCUUACAAAGGAGCUGUGCAAACCUGUAUACUAGCAUUCAUCUUGUAUUAUCUUUGCCAAGGAUUUCUCUGCACCUUCAAGUAGAUUAUUUGCAAAAUGUUUAGAGCGGAUGGGAAGUAAUCUGGUUGCCGAAUCCUAACCUUUUUUACUCAGUGGCCCCUUCUUCUUGGGAAGUAAAUAGUUGAGUAUGUAAAUAACUUUGUUUUAAUGACAGCAUUGUGGAGCCGAAUAGAGUAGAUAUAAUAAGGUGGAUCUAUGGUUGAAAAGUCAACUAAUCUUUUUGCCUAAUUGAGAAAAAAUAGGAAAGUCAGGGAAAAAUAGGAUCAGCUCUGUUCCUUGUAAUCUACCACAUCCAGUUUGACACUGGUGUAUGCAUGUAUUCUUUUCCUGUAUGGUUGCAAUGGUGAUUCAGAAAUGGUGAACAGGUGGUGUCAUUGAGAGACACACAUCUGGUCCUGGGGCCCAAGUUCCUUAGUAUAUGGACUGAAAUAAUGUGGCAAUGCUGUUCGCUUCUUAAUACUUUAGAUUAUAAUGUGUAUAUCAAAUAUAGUAAAAUUCUUUAAAUGUUACAUCUGGAUGCAUACUGAAUAUGUAAUAUUUUGGAAAUUCAAACUGUUUUUAUGUAUUUAUGCAAGUAUGUUUUUAUGUAUGUAUGUAUAUUAUACACACAGGCACACACAUCUACACAUUCAUAUACCUACACAGACCUCAGUGUGAAUGAUAUUUAGAAAAGUUAUCAAAAACAAUGCUAGUUCAUCAAUAUUUGGACUAUAAUCCCUGGUGAAUAUAUUUUUAAAAAUUAAAGACUGUAAUAUUUUAAAAGAU
Pogona vitticeps (central bearded dragon) is the source of this 2943-nucleotide messenger RNA. It is a transcript of the gene SKA3, whose product is annotated as spindle and kinetochore associated complex subunit 3. The record is from RefSeq and is a predicted model, not a curated record. Gene Ontology annotation, cellular component: spindle microtubule; kinetochore; outer kinetochore. Lineage: Eukaryota; Metazoa; Chordata; Lepidosauria; Squamata; Agamidae. Gene Ontology annotation, biological process: mitotic cell cycle; chromosome segregation.